AUGCGCAGAAAAUUUGGCCUUCCAACACUGCCCAACCUCUACUUUAGGCCGGCAGAUGGCAUACUCUCUGUUCCUGGAUACACGUUCGAGAAGGCCAUGCCAUGGGAGGACACUGGUAGCAUGACUUAUCUCGCGGAGGGUAGCAGUCUGAAGGACAGCUCGAACGUCCUAGCAAAGAUUUCUCCAGCCCAGUCCAACGGUUCAAUGUGUUUGGAGAGGGAGGCUCACAUUCUUGGGAGAAUGGCAUUAUCGUCUGACAAUCCUGCUUUGCGCAUGAUAGAUUUCAUCAGUAUACCCAAGGAAAACGGCGAUGUCGUCGUGCUACUGCUGUUUCACCCUGGGCCGAACUUGCUCGGACGCUAUCUACCCCCAUCCAAAAUAAACGAGUUACUUCUGGCUGAUAUGUCGCGUGUCCGGCCAUCGUCGUCCCAUGGGGACAUCUAUAUGCUUGGGAUUGAGGAGCCCGAUUUCACCGAGGAAAUGGAAGCUUUUGAUAUCAUGGAUUUGGCCUCAUUUCUAGAGUUUGCUAUCCAAGCAACGCAUUGCUUAGAGAGCCUGCACAAGGCCAGCAUAAUACACCGCGAAGUCCGCGCUAAUGCCUUUCAUCUCAACGCACAUUCUGGAAAUGUUCGCUUUGUUCACUUUGGAAACCGAGCUAUCUCAUUAGAAAAGUCCGGUUCUCCGUCCUCACUCGUGCUCAAAGCCUUCGACGAAUCCGAGAAAGUUAAAGUGAAAGAAGCCCUGUGUUAUCUUGCUCCGGAGCAAACAGGCGGCAUCGAAACCACGACCCAAGACCACAGGACGGAUUUAUACUCCCUUGGGAUACUGUUUUGGACUUUGCUCGUCGGACGAGGCCAAAUGCCUUUUGAAGGCGGACCGCUUGAGCUCUUACAUUCCAUUCUUCUGGCCAAACAUCCAGAUUCACGAUAUCAGAGCGCCUAUGGUCUCAAAACCGACCUGAUCGAGUGUCAGAGACGACUACUCGUGUCGGUGUCCGCAUCUGCUGAUACUUCUGCUACCGAACUCAUACCUCACUUCGACAUUGCGUUACAGGACAGGUUUAUGGAAUUCACUUUACCUUUGGCUUUGUUCGGACGCGACAAAGAGUUAGAGCUCAUCAGGAACGUUAUCCGAAAUACGUCCACCAGCUUCUCGCGUCAUUUUUCUGCAUCAAAAGGAUACAUAUCGAUAUCAUCUUCUGGGAGCCAGGGUACAGGAACAGGCAACGGCGAGGAUCACACCGAUUCCAGGUCCUCGGGCAGUGGUGUAUCAUCUAAGUCCAACGUAAUGAAUACUGAAGUGACCAGAUCCGUGUCGAGAAGCACACCUUACGACCAAAGCUCCGUGUCGCCGAGCAUCACUUCGUCAUUACAAACAAGUGACGGUCUACUCAGGACUUCAUUACGUUCAAGACCCCGAACGGCUCGAGCUCAGGUGGUGGUAGUUGCUGGACCUCCCGGUAUCGGAAAAAGCUCCAUGAUACUGAUCAAUCAAGCUAAAUGGCGAUCACAUGGACUAUGGGGCCAUGCCAAAUUUCAGAACGUCGAUUCGGCGCCGUUCUCGGCAUUACUUAGCUGUCUCUCUUCCGUCCUUCGGCAAUUGAUGGUCUUUCAUACGGAUGUGCAUCGAUUUGUCACGGCUCUGAAGGAGCGUUUGGGCCCUCAAAUUCAAAAUGCGCCCCUUUUGUAUGAAGGAACCCCGGAGCUCAGGGAUGUUUUGGCGCUCCUAGAUAUUCACCUUGAUACUCCGAAGGAACGCUUGUCAAGUCGCGAGUUGCGUGCUCGGUUCCAAACCUUGGUGGAGAAUGUCUUUACUGUCGUUGCUGAGACGCGAUUGUUCGCUCUUUUUCUUGAUGAUUUACAUGAAGCAGAUGAAUCAACUCUUGAUCUUGUGUCUUCAUUCAUCAACUCAAAGAGUAGAAUGCUCAUCUUUACCACAAUCCGCUCAGAUAAAGGUGACGUCGUUGAGCGAGUCCGGUCCAUGUUCAGUAGUCGCUCCAAGCCAACUUGGAUCACCUUGGAACCGCUAUCGUACAAUGCAAUCUCGUCCCUGGUCUCUAAAACGCUCCACCGGGCCAAAGAAGAUUGUGCGCCGCUGUCUCGCGUUAUCUACUCGGCUUCUUCAGGAAACGCCUUUUCGGCACGCAGUAUUUUGAACGCAUUUCACCGGCAUAACUUCAUCACAUUCAAUUGGGAACGCAAUUCUUGGCAAUAUGACAUGGCUGCCAUUGAGUCGAGCCUUGAUACUGAAAAAACUUUGGAUCCUACAGAUCUCACAUUUCUCGUAUCGCAGCUCAGGGAACUUCCUGAAGAAGCUAGGAAAUACUUGAUUUGGGCUGCGUUAUUUGGAGAAUCAUUCAAAGUUACUGAAGUUGCCUUGAUGAUGCAUUUGGAGGAUGCAAGCGGCAGCAGCAGCGAAGACGAACACGAAGAUUAUUUGACCUUUCAUAGAAUGGACACAACUAAUAGUCCUCGAAAGUCAAUUCUAGGGCUUCAAAAAGCGCUUGAUGAAGGAUGGCUUAUCCAGCGAGCUAGGGAUAUGUGCAGUUUCGCUCAUGAUCGAUACCGUCAAGCAGCACAAGCUGAAGCAGCCAAUCUGCCGGAGGACGUGGCUGCAAAGAUGUCUUUCAGAAUCGUCCUGAUGAUGUUACACGAGACACCGGUAGAUGUUUACCGAAUUGCGGAGCACGCCAAACGGCAAGAUUCUAGAUGCCUUACCCUUUUGCACGACCAUCCCAAAAGAGACGAACUUUUGUCUGUUCUCAUUGAAGCCGGCGAGGCUGCGUGGACCAGGGGCGCCCACGAGCUUGCUAUCCGAUCUUUCCAUAGCGCACGCGCGCUUCUUCGAGGCGAUCCGUGGUCAGAACAUCCCCAACGAACUUUCCACCUUUUUUCUCGUAUUGCAUCGCUAGCAAACUGGGCAGGGGAUUUCAACACUUCAAAUGACUUAGUCCAAGAUUGUAUGCUGCAUGCUCAACGGCCAGAGCAAACAGGGUUUCUCCUGCGGCUUAGAUCCCGUAAUCACUGGAUGCGAGGAAAUUUCAAGGAUGCCUUAAGUGACAAUUUACUAGCGUUGAAAAUUCUUGGCGUGGAGAUUGAUCCUGCUCCGACCAGAAGAAAGGCCGAUAGAAUGUUCGAAGAAGUAAAGAAUGAGAUUCUAGCUGUUGGCUUUGAUGAGAUUCUCUCUAUCCCGCGCACUACAGACCCAAGACAUCUAUUAGCCGUCGAGCUGUUAAAUGAUGCUGGCAUGAAUGCAUAUUGGAGUACAUCUCCUGCUUUUGCAGAUGUCAUUGGAUUGACUACUAUCCAACAAGCCUUACGGAAUGGAAUGGCUCCGGGCACUGCUCUAGGCUUCUUCUGGGCACUUGGAGGUGCCGCAGAGCAACGAGAGUUGUAUCGAUUUUCUGCUGAUCUUGCUAGACUAGCUUUACGCAUAGCAGAACGACAUGGUUCUAGCAGUGAAAAAUGUCGUGCGCAGGUGCUCUAUUGUAGCAUGGUAUCUGGAUAUGACAGUAUGCACAUCAGCACAAUGAUCCCCCGUUUAGAGGAGGCAAUUCAGUACGGCAAUAGUGCAGGAGACCGGGUCUACACCGCGUUCGCGCGAGUCCAUGCGAUCAUAACGCGCCUUUUCGUUUGCGAACACAUAAACGAACUGGUCACUGCGGCGGAAGAUGCAUGUCUUAAACGAUUGUUCUGUGUCAACGAAAUCAAACAGGCAGCCAGCGGAGCCGAUAUCAUCGCAUUAGCCCAAAGCUGUCUCAACGUGAUCCGUGCUCUGGGAGGCUACACCUAUGCUCGUUCUGCCGAUACUGCUUUCGACACAGAUGCAUUCAACGAGGCUGAGUACCUGACACAGUUACGAGAGCAGUCAGGAAAUCCGACUCUUGCGUUCAGUUGGUACAAUGCCUUUAAGAUUGUUGGCUUCUACUGCUUGGGUUUUUUUGACGAAGCCGCCGAACUCGGUUUCUCCGUCUAUGAUGCCAGAGAUAGGCACCCAAAUCACCGACACGUCCGAUAUGGUCUGUUUUUCCACAGCCUGGCCAUGAUAUCUAGCAUGAGAAAGCGCAACGUUACUGAAGAGACACGCAUCCGUUACUUAAAACAGAUCGAACUCAAUCAGAGGUUUAUCAAGAAGUGGUUAUCUCCGAGUCCAGUGAAUACCAGUACAUGGGUAGCUCUCGUGGACGCCGAAUUGUCUUCGCUGUUGAACAAACCAAGCGCUAACAAGCAGUACGACACUGCUGUCAAGUUAGCAGUGAACCAUGACUGGCUUUUGGAAGAAGGAUGGGGUCUUUAUCUUCAAGGGUGUCAUUUCGUACGCACAGGUGUCGAAGGGCUGGGAAGCGAAUUACAACGUCGCGGCAUAUCUCGACAUUCACAGUGGGGAGCUCAAGGCAUCGUGAAUUAUCUCAAUACGGUGGUGGGAAGCCGGCCUCAGUAUCCUCUGAAGCGACCUAUAUUCAUGUCUGAUGUUGCUGUUCAAACCGAGAGUGCCACCGUGGACGAUCCGAAUUUCCCUUACGGUCAGACAAAAACCACUAUGAGUGACGAGCAGGAAUCAACACUGAGUGCCUCUGAUCUUGCGUCCAUCUUGAAAUGGAGUAAGGAUAUUUCGAGUGACAUCAACCUGUUUUCAGGUCGGAUUUCACCUCAAUUGCGCGUUGUAGAGUACUCUGACAAUACGUCUAUAGCGUUACAAAGGUUGACAGAGAUUGCAACCGAAACUUCGGGUUCCCAAAAUACCUGCGUGGUUAUUACACGAGAAGAUGGAGACUAUACUGUCGCAACGAGCAUGACACCACCUGAGCAGUGCCAAGUAUAUGAGCACCCACGGCCGGUCAGAAGCCUUGCAAAUCCCUUGCAAAAAGCGAUAAUUCAGCACACCAUCAACUCGAAGGAGCGACUUCUGUUCGACGAUGCUGCGUCUGACUCUCGAUUCGCAGCAGAAGCCCGUCAGACAGUCUAUCGAUCCGUCAUAUGUUUACCUAUCUUCAGCAACCGUGGUCAAACGUUCGGGACAGUUUAUGUGUCCUCGAAGUACUCGUUUUCACAGAACAUUGUGAUAAUGUUGACACUUCUAUGUCAACAGGCGAGCAUCAGUAUAUCUAAUGCGCUUCUAUUUCGUUCUGUUCAAGCAAGCACCAGAGAGAAUCUGAAAAUGAUUGCUGCUCAGCGAGAUGCUCUAGAAACUGCCCGUAAGAGUCGAGAAGAUGCCCUCAAGGCCACGAAGAUUAAGAGCAACUUUUUGGCAUCAAUGAGCCACGAGUUACGAACCCCGUUCAGCUCUUUUUACGGUCUUCUUGAUCUACUGAGCGGAACUGAGCUGAAUCCCGGCCAAAGCGAAAUUGUUCAAACGGCAAAACAAUCCUGCGAGCUACUGUUGAAGAUCAUUGAUUCUAUCCUCGACUACAGCAAGCUCGAAGCCUCAGCCCUGAAGCUUGAACCGUGCGGAUUUUUGGUGGAAAACAUUAUAGCGGAUUGUAUGGAAUUGUUGCUUCCCGUAGCAGCAAAAAAACUGGACCUCUCUUUCAAUAUCGAGCCCGAUGUACCGCCAUGGGUUUAUGCCGACGAUGCCCGCAUCCGCCAAGUGCUCAUGAACCUAAUUGGCAAUGCCGUCAAGUUCACGGAAAAGGGUUAUGUCCAAGUAUCCUGCUCGGUUGCGAACCCUGCAUCCGCGUCCUCUUCUGAUGAAGUAAAUCUUAAAUUUGUUAUCCAGGAUAGCGGUAUAGGACUCUCGCCAAGCGACGUCGAACUGCUGUUUGUACCUUUCCAGCAGGCCGACAAUUCUUCGACUCGGCGUUUCGGCGGUACCGGUUUAGGCCUGUCCAUUUCGAGACAACUGGUCAAACUUAUGAAUGGUGCUAUUGGGGUACAGUCAGAACUGCAUGCAGGUUCAAUGUUCUGGUUCACAAUUCCCGUCAAAAUCUUCCAUUCGGAAGAGUCGAAACGGUCUUUAUUGGACAUCCAAAACCUCAGGGCGAGUUUGCAGCAGCCUCAAAUUCUUGUUUGCUCGGGGUCCACUGUUACAUUAGCUUUGCUGAAAACCUUCUUUACUGGUUUUACCGUGACGCUCAUAUCAAACAUGCAAGACGCAGAAAUGUUUCUUCGAAGCUUUAGCAACCUCCAUGCACCGCUUGAUUUCAUCAUUCUGGAUGAUCAGUCGGACGAGCACGCUAGUGAACUUGCACAUUUUCUGCGUUCGCUUCAUGUCAACGCUUUGCAAGACACAAAAAUCAUUCACCUGUACACUCCUACAACAAACUUAUCUCGACAGUCAAUUUUCGGAACCAGCACUCCAGGUGUUGUUAAAAUGACAAAACCACCCCGCCAAGCCAGACUCCUGCAGACGCUUGCUGGCUUGAAGAACCUUCCCAAUGCUAUUCCGAGUGUUCCGCCCACCGAAGUUUCUAAAGCUGUGCAGAACGUCGCCGCGGCACAACGUACUCUGUAUGGCAACGUCCUCAUCGCGGAAGACAACCCUAUCGCGCAGCAACUCCUCGUCAAGCAACUGCAACGGUAUCAACUCAACGUCACAGCAACAUCUAAUGGAAACGAAGCCAUUUCAGAAUGGGAAUCACGGGAUCCUGGAUAUUUCACAGUAGCGCUCUUUGAUCAUCGCAAAUAUGCCUAUAUGCGACGGUGUGGAGGCGGCCAAGCGGAUACGGAUGCUAGAGAACAAGCGGAAGUGUCCCGUCAUGCUACCAAGUAA
Molecule: messenger RNA, 6708 nt
Organism: Desarmillaria tabescens
Lineage: Eukaryota; Fungi; Basidiomycota; Agaricomycetes; Agaricales; Physalacriaceae
Exons: 59
Coding region: 1-6708 (2235 amino acids)
Biological process (GO): phosphorelay signal transduction system; protein phosphorylation
Molecular function (GO): phosphorelay sensor kinase activity; ATP binding; protein binding
Source: RefSeq, a predicted model, not a curated record